GUACUGGGUCAGGUCCAUUCUCUAAACCCAACACUCCACUUCAUCCACUGCCAAGCUCUCUUCCAUCUCAAAUAUCCAAAACCAAAACCUCUAAAACAACCACCACCACCACCACCACCACCACCACCAAUGGCGGUUAUCGCCGCCGCAGUAACCGCCGCCUCCACGGCCCUCUCCUCCUUCCACUUCUCCAAACCCUACUUUAUCACCCGCACUCGCCACCAAUUCCGCACCAUCACCUCCGCUCUCUCUUCAUCCACCGAAUUCAACAUCACCUUCGCCCCAAACAAACCCAAAACCCCGAAACCCAAAUCUCCCUCCGUCCCCGGUCUUGCUGAAGAAUCGGGCCAGCUAUUCAUCCCAUGGAUCGUCCGCGACGACAAAGGAAACCUCACCCUCCAGUCGACCCCGCCGGCGCGUCUCCUCCACGAGAUUGCCAAUGCCAAGACUCAGUCGACGAAGAAGAAGAUAAAGAAAGAGAGUUCCAAUAAACCGGUCGCAACAGCGGAGCCAAAGCAUUCGAAGGCAGCGCGGAGGUUUUACAAUCAGAAUUUUAGGGACCCGCCGCAGCGGCUCAGCAAAGUUCUAGCUGCCGCCGGAGUGGCAUCAAGAAGGAGCUGCGAAGAGCUUAUUUUUGAAGGCAAAGUGACUGUUAAUAAUUCAGUGUGCAAUACUCCUCAGACUAGGGUUGAUCCUAUGAGAGAUGCAAUAUAUGUCAAUGGAAACCGCCUUCCUAAGAAACUGCCUCCAAAAGUCUAUCUUGCCCUGAACAAGCCAAAAGGGUACAUUUGCUCAUCUGGGGCGAAAGAGACUAAAUCAGUGAUGAGUUUAUUCGACGAUUAUCUGAAGAGUUGGGAUAAAAGAAAUCCAGGACAACAAAAACCACGACUCUUUACUGUUGGCCGCCUUGAUGUUGCCACAUCGGGGUUGAUUAUUGUGACAAAUGAUGGGGAAUUCGCUCAAAAGAUUUCACAUCCCUCAUCUAAUUUAUCAAAGGAAUACAUAGCAACUGUGGAUGGUGUAGUCAAUAAGCGUCAUUUAAUAGCCAUUAGUGAGGGAACUGUCAUUGAUGGAGCCCAUUGUACCCCGGAUGCAGUGGAGUUACUACCAUCUCAACCAGAUAUAUCACGACCUCGACUUCGCAUUGUGGUCCAUGAAGGGAGAAAUCAUGAAGUCCGAGAACUUCUAAAAAGUGCUGGACUUCAGAUUCAUGCAUUAAAGCGUGUACGUAUAGGUGGUUUCAGGCUUCCAUCGGACCUUGUGCUUGGAAAGCACAUUGAACUAAAACAAUCUAAUCUCAAAGCACUGGGUUGGAAGAGUUAAAAAAAUUGCUGCAUCAAUGGCUGACUACAAUUUUCUUGCUCUCCCUGUGAUUUCAACCACAUUAAACACAUCUUCAAGGUGUUAGUGUUACCAGGAAUUUGCUGACAUCAUAAUCACUGAAUUUGGGUCUCAAUCGACAGGGACUGGUUACCCAACCUGCUAGUCUUGAUCUAUGAUGGGGACUGUUAUUUUUGCAAGAGGAUUGAGAUUGGCUUACACCUGAUGAAAAGAAAGGCAAGCUGUAUAUUUUUUGUUCCCGAGGUUAGAAUAUUUUUGUAGUACUGAGAACUGGUAGAUCCAUGUAAAAAGUGCUGGAUUACAAGAGACAUGUUUGUAGAUAAAGCAAUUAAGCUGCCGAUGAUCAAUACCUGCAACGGAUACCUUGUUCUUCCGGUUAGUUUAUUCUCGACAAUCACAUUAUAUUGAUUUUAUCGCAGCUUCUUUUCAUUUUAAAA
Cornus florida is the source of this 1778-nucleotide messenger RNA. RefSeq names its product putative ribosomal large subunit pseudouridine synthase SVR1, chloroplastic. Gene Ontology annotation, cellular component: chloroplast. Gene Ontology annotation, biological process: pseudouridine synthesis; maturation of SSU-rRNA from tetracistronic rRNA transcript (SSU-rRNA, LSU-rRNA, 4.5S-rRNA, 5S-rRNA); plastid translation. The transcript has 10 exons. Gene Ontology annotation, molecular function: RNA binding; pseudouridine synthase activity. The record is from RefSeq and is a predicted model, not a curated record. Bases 130 to 1323 code for a protein of 397 amino acids. NCBI's taxonomy places the organism in Eukaryota, Viridiplantae, Streptophyta, Magnoliopsida, Cornales, Cornaceae.